AUGAAUAUUCUUGUUAGAAGAUUCAACUCCAUUCCAACUUCACAACAAGAUACGAAACUUAUCAGACAGAUCAAAGAUUUGAUCUUGCAAGGACUACAUGUUGAAGCUCUUCAUCUCUACAAAAACCAACUGCAUCUCCAUGUAGACACUUUCACACCCAUUAUUCCUUCAGUUAUAAAAGCCUGUUCACUCUCCCAAACCCACCAUGGCUUUGGUCUUCAGCUUCAUUCUCACUCCCUCAAACUGGGAUUUAAUUCAGAAUCCGUCAUUUCGAAUUCAAUCAUCUCUUUUUACGCUAAAUACCACGACAUCAACUCUGCACGUAAACUAUUCGACGAAAUGUCUCAAAGAGACUCUAUCUCCUGGAACUCCAUGAUAAACUGCUACACUCAAAACGGGAAUUGCCUCGAAUCUUUACAGAUGUUUAAGAAAAUGUACGAAUGUGGAUUUGUAGCAAAACCAGAGCUGAUUGCUAGUAUUCUUUCUGUAUGUGCUCAAUGUCAACGUACAAAAUCAGGUAAAAUGAUCCAUGAUCUUUCCAUUGUUGAUGAGAGAUUUGAAAACUCUGUAUUCCUAUCAACAGCUCUACUAGACUUGUAUUGGAAAUCCAGUGAUUCAAGAAUGGCUUUUCAUGUUUUUGAUUCAAUGGAGGACAAAAACGAAGUCUCCUGGACUUCCAUGAUUCAGGGAUAUACUGGAAUCCAUGAUUCCAACAUGGCAAUUGACUCUUUUCGAAAAAUGCAAAUCAAAGGAAUUAAACCUAACAUCGUGACACUAAUUUCUAUUCUACACAUUUCUCUUGAGUUAAACUUAAACACAAUUAAAAGCAUUCAUGGGUAUGCUUUUCGCCAUGGAUUCCAUUCAGAUAUCCGUAUUUCAUCAUCUCUAAUUCACCUCUAUUCAACUCACACUUCUUCAUUACCUCUCAUUAAACCAAUCUUUGAAAACUCAACACAAAGAGAUUUAAUACUUUGGACUUCCAUCAUCUCAGCCUACUCUCACCAUAAAGAAACUGCCAAAAACUCAAUAUCACUUUUCAACCAAAUGCAAAAAGAAAAAUUCCAUCCGAAUUCCAUAACCCUAUUGGGAAUACUCGAUGCUUGUACUAACAUUCCAUCAAUAACCUCCGGAAUCGGAAUCCAUGGAUACAUAAUCAAAACCGGUUUCGAUUCCGACAUCUCCAUUACAAAUUCCCUAAUCAACAUGUACUCAAAAUGCAGGUCCCUUAAAGAUUCAUUAAAAGUUUUUCAAGAAACACCAACCCCAGAUCAUGUUUCAUGGAGUGUGAUUAUAAACGCAUAUGGCAUCCAUGGCUAUGGUGAAAAAGCUUUGGAAAUCUUUAAAGAAAUGAAAGAAAAGGGAAUAGAACAUGAUUCCAUUACAUUGGUUUCUGUUUUAUCGGCUUGUAAUCACUCUGGUUUAGUUGAAGAAGGAGAUAGAAUUUUUUCAGAAGUGAAAAAUGAUGGAAAGUUGAUAAAUUUGGAGCAUUAUGCUUGUUAUAUUGAUCUUCUUGGAAGAUCAGGAAAGGUGGAAAAGGCUAGUGAGGUGAUGAGAAAAAUGGGUAUGAAACCGAGUGUGAAAAUAAUGAGUUCUUUGGUUUCAAAUUGUAGGAUUCAUGGAAGAUUAGAUGUUGCUGAAAAUAUGUUGAGUUGGUUUAUAGAAUUGGAAAGUGAUGAUGCUGCUAAUUAUGUGUUGUUGAGUAUGAUUUAUGCUGAAUUUGGUAAAUGGUUGAAUGUGGAAGGUGUUUGGAGGGAUAUGAAGUUGAGGGGGUUAAAGAAAAGUUGUGGUUUUAAUAGGGUUGAAAAUUGA
Messenger RNA from Lactuca virosa, 1809 nucleotides. The record is from the annotation of a GenBank genome assembly. NCBI's taxonomy places the organism in Eukaryota, Viridiplantae, Streptophyta, Magnoliopsida, Asterales, Asteraceae.